Molecule: messenger RNA, 4064 nt
Organism: Pleuronectes platessa (European plaice)
Lineage: Eukaryota; Metazoa; Chordata; Actinopteri; Pleuronectiformes; Pleuronectidae
Exons: 6
Coding region: 230-3973 (1247 amino acids)
Source: RefSeq, a predicted model, not a curated record
GUGGUCGGACUUUGUCACAUCCGCAAACUGUGCGACACGCAGCAGAGACUCAGCUGCGUUCAUCAGCCUCUUCCUCAUCUUCACCCACCGGAUAUCAAGUGUGUGUCAGUGGAGCAGGAAUCGAACCAGGCUGGAUGCUCGUGUGCAGCUUGAUGUCAUCGCCCAGGACUUUUAAUCAGUUUUGUUUUGAGUAAAUGUUUCGGAGGGUGGAGGAGCAGGAAGUCAGAAGAUGGACCCGGACAAUGACUCCACUUCCCGGGUGGAGAGGAGCCUGUGGUCCCUAUGGUCCUAUAUAACCGGAGCAGUGAACAGACUCUUCCGUCCAGAGCCCACGAGCCCAGAGUACAAUGACCCCGACUCCUUCCAGCAACCUGCAGCUGACAGUGAACCUGCUGACAGCCGUCCCCCAGACUCCGGGGGACGGGGUGUGGAUGAAGAACGGCCUCUUUCGACGACCUCUCUGCUUAGUCCUCCGCGGUCGGUGGUUGUCUGGGAGCUUUGCAGCACAAGUGACGACUUCGGGCCCGAGGAAGAAAUCAUGCAGUUCAGAAGCCAACUGAGUGAAGGCCCUGAGAGCAAAGCAUCUGAGGAGGCCGAGGCCACCAGAGAGGAACAGCUGGGCCAAACAGGAACUGAUGAUGCAAGGUUGCUUAAAGCAGCAAAAGAAUACAAAGAUGUGGGUGAUGAGGAAUCUUACACUCGAGGACAAGAACAGACGACAGAGAAUGAAGGGCCUUUAAGUAUUACAGAUGAUGACAUGAGGGGAAAUGGAAGACAGGCUGAUGACCACGGAAAAGUGGAUGAAAAAGGGGAAGAUGAUAAAAUGCACCUUGAACAUGAACCAACUUCGGAGAUGGAAGAUGCUGAGAUAACGUUGUGCUUGGGGACAGAUUUCAGUCCAGAAGAGGAGCGUUACAUGCACAUAGAAGAGGCAAGGCUGCUGAGGGAUGCAGCAGGAGAAGGAGAAAACCGCGAUGGGUUGUCACAGCUGGGCUCGGAAAUCAGUAUCAAGUACGACGAGGGGAGACAACAAGUUGAACAUCAGUUACUCGUCUGUGAGGAGCUCUCAGAGAAUGACAGAGAAGUCAAGGGAGACCCAGGCUCGUCCUCGCUGGAGGAUGAAUUAACUAUGACCCUCGGAAAAAGUGGUGAAGUAUCAGAGGGCGUUGGAUAUGAGCAUGUUAUGGGGGAGCUUGGUGGGGAAGAAGAGGAGGCUGCAGACCACCAGGCGGUAGAUGAAGAGUUUUUUACUGAACAGGCUGCAUGUAAUGAAGAAGUUGUGCAGGACUCUGAAGCUGAGCUGCAAACAGCUGAAUUUAGAGAUAAAGAAAAAGAGGAUGUGGCCAAAUGCAUCGAAGUGCAAACCAUAACACCAGAGACGGAUGAUGCGAACGAGGAAAAAUCGAAUGUGGCAACAACAGACGUUUCAGUGGAGAAGAGAUUUUUUGAUAAGGAUCAAACAGAAGUGGAGAGUUUUUCCAGUAAAUUGAAAGACAACAAAGAAAGUAACAUAGAAGCAGCAUGUACAACCACUUUAGUUACAGUAAAACCCAAAGGCCAAACUGGACAGGAAAUAAGUGGAGAGCUCAAAAAUAUUCCCCCGGGGGUAGGCGAAGGCCAUGCUGUUGUGGUGGAGGAGCCGCAUUCUCCGACCAGCCAGGGAACACAAGAGGGAGUUCCUGAAUACAACAAUGAGCCUGGGCCAGAUGAAAAUACAACACAAAGGUUCCUGGAAGUAGGAAAUUACAAGGAAAGCGAUGCCACCCAAUUACCAGAAGAGGUGGAGAGCCAAGAGUGGGAGAACAUUCAAAACAGUGGCACUGGAGGUGGGUUUUCCCCAGUGAGGGAGCAUAAGAAGGAGGAAGGAGACGGAACAGAAGAUUUUAAGAAGGAGGAUAGAAAGAUACUGCAGCUUACAGACGCUGGAUUACCACAAGAGACUGAGGAUAUGAUUGUCGAACCAGCCGUCGAAGGAUCAGGACAGAAAGACGAGACAUUCUCGAGCUCGAUGAGGACGAGGAUCGGACAGUUGGAAGAAGAAUUUGAGAGCCACGUUGGUACAACAGAGGAGAAUCUUAAGAAAACAGAAGAGCAGGAUGGAACUGAAGAGCUGCUGGUUGACUUUGAAACUCAUGAAGAUUUAAGUGGAACCAAAGAAGCUGCAGGAGGUGACCAGGAAUCGACGGGAGAAGCUUUGAAAAUCCUUAAGGCUGAAGAACAGAGGAUGACAGAGAUGAGUUUCUAUCAAGUGUCAGGAGAUGCUGAGCAAAACUUCGAAGACAUUAUCGAAUCUGGAUUUAUGAAACAAUUGGAGGAGCCUAAACUACCUGAAGGUAAUAGUGUAGAAAUGCAAGAUGCAGGGAUAGAUAUGGAAGAAACAGGCUCUGGAGUUGAGGAGCAGGGAACGGAAGAUGAAAUGGAGAACAACAAUGAGAUGGAAGCUUUAAAUCUGGCCGCCGAGCUAACUUCUGAAAACAACAAAAAUAUUUGGUUUGCAAAAUCGGAAUUAACGACACAAGACGAGUCGCUGGAGAUUGAAAAUCAAACAUCAGACGAAGCAUCUGAGGCGAGUGCAGCAGCAGAUAAAUUAAUGACAACCACAGGCAAACCAAAUGAUUUGGAUGUGAUAGGAAAGGAGGAAAUGGAAAAAUUUGAGGCCGAAUCAGAGGAGAGCUCCUCAAGUGGAUCUCAAGACCUGAUUGAGGAGGAAAUCCUUGACUUGUGGAUAGAGAAGGCAUCGUUCAAGGAGGCAGAAGAAAUGGAACCACGAGAAGGGCCUGAACCCGGAGGACAACGGGUCAAAAAGAGAGAGGAGCAAUCGGAUGAGACGGACGAGGAGAACGAGAAGCUUGUGGAGUCGAUGUCAGGAGAAUCUGGAUUAGUGAGCGACACAGAAAUGUCUCCAUCAGCAGCAGAGUCUGGAUUAUUGGACCAGUCUGUCAGUGGAUGGAGCACAGACCCCAGUGAGUCCAAUCUCCUGGAGUCAACGAGCUCUGGGUCCCCACAGGACAUCUUGGACUUGUUCGCUGGUGCGUUAGACUCAGCAGACGUCUCCGAACUGUCUACACGGCAGCCUGACUCUGAAUCUCAGGAUGUGUCGUUGGAGGAAGCAGCGGAGACGGGGCAGUCGGAUCUGACAGAGGAGGAAUCGACCCCUGAGACAGGAUUUCACCCUGGAUCUGGAAUAAUAUCACUAGAGGCUGGAUGUUUCAAAGUGAGAUCGGAUAAAUCUCAAGACAAAACAGAUGAGGAACCAGUUGAAUCAGCAGAAAGUGAAACUGGAAAAGAGAAAGGGAGCGACUGGAAAGACUCUGGAGAAGAAGAUCCUGAGACCCUUUACACAGAAGAGAAAACUGAAGAUGCAGGUGCACCUCGUGAGGCAGCUGUCUCUGACUCUGGAAGUGGCUCAGAGGUUUUGUUACAGGACGAAAUCCCCAUGAGGGAUUCAGAAGAUGUCCCCUUUGAUGAGAAGUUGGAGCAACCACAGGACACCGCGUGGUGGGAGGAUAUCGCUGAGGAGGCAGACGAGCCGACAGCAACUCAGGUGGACGAGUCUGCUCUGGACUUCACACCACAAAAGUCGAGGAUUGCUGUGAAAAACCCUCGUGUCAGGCCGCCCUCAGAUCCCCGCUCCCUGCUGCACAUGCCCUCAGCGGAUCCCACGCCCUCCUCGCGGCUGCCAGUCAAAGUCCCUCGAGGUGUGCCUUUGGGAGGCAUGGGCAUCGGGAUAAAACUGCCAGGCCUUGGCGCAGGUUUCCCCGCUUUGAAAAAGACCAAGCGUGCGAUGACGGAAGAAAAAAGCUCAGAGACCUUCUCACAGGAACCUGAAACAAAGCCUGAGGAGCAGAGUGAUGCGAUCAAACAAGACGAGGAAAAACCCAAACCUAAAUGGAUGCCACCUCGACAUCCAGGAUUUGGAAAUCCCCUCAUGUCUGAGCUGAAGAACAAACUGAAGAAGCCCACAAACGAGUGAUGAAGAUGAAUUGUGUGAAGAUUUGAUGAUUAUGUACAAAUGGAUUUAUUUUUUGUUGUUUUUGUCAAACUGGAUAAAGUGAUGAGAUGUU